AUGGAAGAGCCUCUCAUAGGAGCCUUCAGAUCGAGCGAAGCGAGGAUCCCUAGGGAGGCGCACUGCUGCUCAGAGGCCCUUCCUGGGCCGCACAAAGCUUCGUUGCCCAGCCAUGACAGCAAGGAUCAGACAACCGCCAGCCCGGCCAACACCCUGCCAAUUGAAGACUGGCUAAAGGAGGAGCCGGUGCACGAGCGGCGCGUGGCGCUGCCGCCGCCGCAGCAGCCGGCGCCAACGGCAAUUAACGUGUGGAGCCUGCUGAAGGAUAUGGUGGGCAAGGGGGAGCUGUCGCGUGUGGCCACCCCCGUGCAGUUCCUGGAGCCCCUCUCCGAGCUGCAGCAGCGCUGCGAAGACAUGGAGUUUUGCGAGCUGCUAGAUCAGGCAGCUGCUGUGGAGCGCUGCAGCCUGGAGCGGCUCUUACUAGUGACUGCGUUUGCCGUGUCGGCCUACUCUGGCGUCAAGCGCACCUGCAAGCCAUUCAACGCGCUCCUGGGCGAGACCUACGAGCUGGCCUGCCCAGAGAAAGGCUUCCGCUUCAUCUCAGAGAAGGUGCAGCACGAGCCGACCACAAUAAACCGCGUUCUGGCGGAGGGCCGCGGAUGGACGUUCGAGCUGGAGGACGAGCUGCACACGCGCUUCACGGGCACGGCGGUUGAGCUGGCACCCAUCGUGCUGCUGCAGGUCACGUUCUCCGACGGCGACACCUACCGCUGGGGCAAGGCCACGACGUCGAUAAACAACGUGAUAAUGGGGCGGAUCAAUUUGGAGCACAAGGGCUCCUGGCGGCUGCAGGGCGUGCACAGUGGCCUCACCGCCUGCAUGAAGUUUCAUGCCUCCACCAUGCUCUCCUCCAAGAGCAAAUUGCAUGAGGUUUCGGGGGUGGUUGAGAAGGACGGGGUGGCGAUGAAGGGGGUGAAGCUGCAAGGCAAGUGGGACAGGGAACUGCAUGCAGACCUGCCCGAUGGGUCCUCCCGCCUGCUGUGGGGCGUGAACCCCCCGGCUGCAGACCCCUCAAGGUACUGCAUGACGCCGUGGGUGCUGCGCCUGAACGAGCUGACGCCGCAGCUGGCGGGGCGGCUGCCGGCCACCGACACGCGCCUGCGCCCGGACGUGCGAUGCCUCGAGCUCGGCAUCUACGACCAGGCGGCAGUCCACCACAAGCGGAUGGAGCAGGCGCAGGUCGCCAGGCUGGCAAGCGCUGACUCAGCCGUACCACAUCAGCCGCGCUGGUUCGAGCGCGUCCCGGGCCCCGGCAAAAUCGGCGAGGAAUAUAUUUUCCGGUACCGCGGCGGCUAUUGGGAGACCCGCGCCGCCGGCGCUUUUGUCGAAAUGACACUGCCAGAAUUGACGUGA
This is a messenger RNA of Coccomyxa subellipsoidea C-169, 1353 nucleotides long. Its product is annotated as Oxysterol-binding protein. The record is from RefSeq and is a predicted model, not a curated record. The transcript is spliced from 9 exons. Gene Ontology annotation, molecular function: sterol binding. Gene Ontology annotation, cellular component: intracellular membrane-bounded organelle; membrane; cytosol. Lineage: Eukaryota; Viridiplantae; Chlorophyta; Trebouxiophyceae; Coccomyxaceae. Bases 1 to 1353 code for a protein of 450 amino acids.